This is a messenger RNA of Penicillium canariense, 1641 nucleotides long. RefSeq lists its product as uncharacterized. Bases 1 to 1641 code for a protein of 546 amino acids. The record is from RefSeq and is a predicted model, not a curated record. The transcript is spliced from 2 exons. Lineage: Eukaryota; Fungi; Ascomycota; Eurotiomycetes; Eurotiales; Aspergillaceae.
AUGGGUCUAUCCAGUCAAUCAGUAUUAUCAGUCAUAGUCUGUCGACAAAUUACCCGCCGCACAGCUACCUACGCGCUAUCCGUGCAACACCCUUUACUCGGAAGAGCGUGGAGAACGGGAAUCCAUGUGAACUCGCCAUCGAAUGUGACGGCUAGUUUUCAGCGAGCUCGAGGCGUUCAUCUGGUUUCCAAUGUGGUAGAGGAGCAAAAAUAUCGACGGGUGCGGCUGGGAGUCGGGUUGGAUCUCGAAAAUGCAUUUCAAACCUUGUUGUUUUUCAUGAAGAAUCCAGCUAUUGCCGGUCAGCUUCGCCAGCUAGAAGUGUACGGGAGUAUAGAUGUGCUGUCUGAUGGUGAUUUCGACUUCAAUAUCCCACCCAAGGAGCCUCGACAGCUCGGUCUUGAUGAUCUUGACAGACUGAAAAUGACCAUCAAGAAAGCUGGGUUUACAGAAGGAAAUGAGGCGCAAAUUUUGCAGCAUAUACUGCUGCAAAAUCCCGAAGGACGAGAUAUACGUGGAUCCCACCGUUUAGCCAAUACUGCAUUUAAGCAAGCCAUCGCAGCGCUCUUGAUUACUAUCUCACCGAACCUGGAGUCCCUUUCAGUCUGUCCUGUUGGAGAAUAUUGCCGCCACAUCAAAGGAUAUGCUUUACUGUCAUUAUUCCGUCGUGCAAACACGGCCCGAAGCGCACUUCCUUAUCUCCAGAACCUCAAAGAGAUCAUUUUCCUUCCCGACAACUGCUCAACGGGUAAUGAUGGCUUCCAUUACAAUAUAUGUGAGAAUGAUCAUGAUCGAUUGAAUCUUGUCCGACGACUCCCCGCUUUGGAAUCUGUUUCUUUCAUGAUAGCUUCAUGGAACAAUGAGGCUGGGAAUCCUCCGCCGCCGAAAUCGGCGAAUUAUAGCGAUAUCAGCUUUACGCACUCGAAUAUCGUGGAGGCUGAUUUGUGUUAUAUCAUUGAUUCUUCGAAGGCGUUGCGAAAAUUCACAUACACUAUUGGUGGGCGUGCGUAUCCAGAAGGAGGCAAGGCCCUUGUUGACCUUUCAACACUUAUAAGAUCUCUCUGGAGACACCGCCAUACUUUAGAAGAGCUUGAUCUUGACGUUGAGGAUAAUCUCUCAUGGGGAGAGAUCUAUGGAGUGGAUGGUGUGAAACCUCAUGAGCAGAUAUACGAUGACGAGUACCUGCAGUAUGAAGAAUUAUGGGAAGGUGAGAUGGCCGAGCUCGAUACGAGUCUCGAAACGGUACCGUCAGAUAUUUCUCUGAUGGAUUUCCCUAAAUUGAAAUACCUGAGUCUAGGUGUUCAUACACUUUGCUUUCUAGCGCGGGGUAUAGGCCCUAAUCGACACGGUGCGGAAUCAAUCUCUCUUUUGGACAGGUUGCCAGGCUCUUUACAAAGUCUACGACUUUAUGGGAAGGGGGAAGAGGGUGAUCCACUGCUUGACCGUGGAAAACAUCAGCCAGAUUUGGAUGUUGAUGCUCUCUUGGAGACGCUGGUGGCGGAGAAAGACGAGAAACGGCCAGGAUUGAAAACGAUAGAAGGGCUUGACCCUAUCAUUCCACGAGCAAAGGAGGUUCCUGACCAUGCCUAUGCGGAUGGCGAUCAUCCACUUCUUUGGAAGGAGCCCGAGGAUUGGCUAGGUUGA